GCUGUCACGCACACAAACAUUGUACGGAGCCACUCUAGAAACAUUCCCACGCAUCGCGUGUUAGUUAACCCAGCCUCCGUUGGCUCUUGCCGGUUCACCGAGGCGCUACCUGUCGCUCGGUUUGCGAGUCUGCGGCGGUCGUGACACGGCCGAGGAGGGCUUCGCCGGUGGAGGUGAACCGCGAAGAGGGGGAACAAGGUGGCAUCCCCCCGGUCAGAAAAGUACAACACCCGCCCGGAGAUGACAAGCUUGUGAAACGAUAGUGGCGGCAGACAUCCAGACGCAACAUAAGCAGAGGAGAGCAAGUGCUAGAAAAGGGCAUUGGGCCAUCUGUGCUGCGUCCCCUGCUAUUCCGCAGCUGCGGCCGAGUCGGCGAGUACUUUUCAGCUGCUUCGGGACUUUUAAAAAGGAGGAGGAGAUAAAGCAUUUCUUCCAGCGUCUCAUUGCUCAAGGGAUGAGCCAAGUCCGGAGCCAUGCUAAAGCCUCGCUGGCAGCAGAUGAGGCCCGUAGGGGUUUCUUCUGUGGAGGGAAGGCUGAUAGCCCAGCUGGAUGUUCCGUUGUCACCAUGUUGCCUUGCUGUCAUUAGUGGAUAACGAGCUGCUGCAAGAGAGGAAGCAGAGAAGCGGCCUGUGGCGAAGAGGAAGAACAUUGCAGCUGUUUUUAAGACGCCCUUUCGUCUUUUCUUUACAACAGGACUUUUUGAAAUAUUCCUUGCUGCAGAAUCUAAUACAUAUGCGAAAACUUGAAAACAAGUUUCAUUUUUCCCUGCAAGAUGACACUACUUUGAUUUUUAUUAGGGGUUGGGGGGUUUAUGCCCUGACAGAUUAGUUUGGUGACAUUGAUCACAAUGGCAGCAGCCUACCGUGUGGUAGUGAGCAGUGUGAGCUGCUACAACAGUGUGGUGGUGGAUCGGCGCAGCCACUCUCACGCUGUACACUAUUGCUCAGGCCCGUGCAGAGCUCUUGCCCAGGGGUUGGAAUGCGCCGUGGCACAUCAUGGCACCUGUUCCGAGCUCCUGGUCGUGCCAGACUCGCCCUACCUGAACAGCCCUUCCGGACACUCCAGGUGCACGACUUCGCAACAGAUUCCACACCAUGGGAAAUCGAGUGGUACUCUAGGUGCAGGGUACAACUGUGGUGCUCUGGAGAGGGCCGGGAGUAGUGGAAAUUUGUUCAUAGGGGAGGAGAGCAACAUGUGGCGGGGGAAAAAGGUCACCAGUGGUGGAGGAUCAACGGGCAACCUUAGCUGUGGUAGCUACGGUAGCCUCAAGGACAUCACUGAAGAAGCUAUCAACCUAGCCAGUGGUAAGCUCAAAGAGUUUUCCUUUGACAAGCUUCGCCUCUCCUCUUCUAGCCACGUCACUUUCCGGAAAGGCCGCAAAGUCCGUCCUGAUUCGUUCAGCCGCCGCUCCACCGAUUUGGAGAUCAUCUACGGCCACUUUAGUUCCAACGUCUCCAGUAAUGGCACGACAAACGGAACCACCACAACUCCCAAUGAUGAGAACACGCCGCCGUUACUGGAGACGAAACUGAAGGGCAGUUCGAGCUCUGUCUCUACUAUUACAAAAGUCAGUGGUUCGACAAGUGGAAGCGGGUCUUUGGACCAUAACGUGAACACUCUGGCUUCACUUUAUCGCAAUACUCUAGGGGAUGAGAACCUGAUUACCCGUCUGCUGGAGAAAACGUGGGGAGAGGGAACUGCCGGGAGUGCUGGUGGAGAAGAUAUCCGCGCCUGCCUUGACAUCCUGCUCAAAUGCUCAGAAGACCUGAAGAAAUGCACUGACAUUAUCAAGCAGUGCAUCCGACGCAAAGGAGGGCCUCAGGAUGGAGGUGCCAGUCCCGACAGCGUGUACCGGGCCUUGAUGACCCGAUUGAGCAUGUACCUUAAGAGACUACCUUUGGAGCUGGAGGGGAUAGGAGGCAGUGGACAGGGUACGCCCGGAAGUGGGCAUGGCGAUCUGAUGGAGCUUGUAAACAGUCUCCACUCGCUCCAACAGGCACCCUUCUCACCAAUAUUUGGAAGCGAGCAGCCUCCUCGUUAUGAGGACGUUGUGCAGUCGCCUCCUAAUGCAAAGACUUCGUCGACUACAACUUUGUCCGCUCCUCACAUAUCCGUUCAGGGCUCUAUAUCUAAACCCCUUACCAAUGGACUUCAGCAUUCACAUGCUCCAUCGUCUGUCGCGCUUCACAAUCUUUCUGUCACGAGUUCGCCUUCCAGUCACUCUCCGACACACUCUCCGUCCCAUCUUCGGAGCUCCCCUACUCCACCGUACACUCACACCCCUCCGGGAUCCCCCAUGGAGCCACUCUACAUUGAGGAGGAAGAGGCAGACAUGGGUAAGAUUUCGCAACAGAUCACUCAUCAUACAUCCCAGGACAAAACCACAUCAAAUAAACCCAUGUAUUUAUCUCAAUUAGACUCUACCAGCACUGUCUACAACGCAAUGAAGCCUUCCUGCACUACGCAAGCACAUAGAAAUGAUGACAUUGACAAACUGCUGAUGGAUCUGGAGAAUUUAUCUCAGAGCAUGAGCAAUCCCAGGAGCACUGAACCGCCUCUACCGGUCAAGACCCGCAAGCGAGGUGGCCUGGGGACUUUGUCCACAGAUCCCCAGACUCAUCUCAAAAUGCCCCAGUUCCAAGUCAAAACCGCUGCAAGCCACUUGGCCGGAUCCAAAGCACCUCAGGGAGACAAGCGCAACGCUCCAGCCGGUGAGGAGCAGGAGGAUGGCGCGUUGCUCUUGAGAAUCUUGGAGAGUAUAGAGAAUUUUGCCCAAGAACUGGUGGACUCGGGGGCCGGGAGUACCGGAAGUGCUGAGAGGAACAGCGGUAAGGAACGCGAAGUGAUGAAGCUCUUGCAAGGCACUCUGGCCUCCACUGGUAGGCCUGACACCCCCACCCAAAGCACGACUGUAAAAACUGUUCCGCCAGUCAGUCAAACGGAAACCAUUGCGGCACUAACAGUUCCAGCCAUACCGCCAAAACUCUUUAGCCGAACUCCCUCGGCUACUCCUGUUCUCACACAAAAACCUGCAACUGAAGAGGUGUGCGCAGCUAAAUCCGAGCCUCAAGCCACACCUGAGGCUGCCUCUGCCUUCGUGCCUACAUCAGAAGCAACAAACAUCGUUUCAGGAGGUCCUAUGGUCCAUCCUAUAUCCACUCCUGGACCCACAAGCUUGCAUUCUGAGCCGGUGAACGAUGUUGCGCCGAAAGUGCCGCCCACCAGUUCCAGCCUGCCUGUGGUUAUCGAGACAGAUCCUUCUGUUGUCGUCGGAGACACUCUGGCCCUGAGAGACACUGGUUCGACCCUGCUCAUCCAACAGAGUCCUGAAGUAAUCAGGGUCCAGUCCAAAGCAGAGAAGAAACCCGUCACACCACCCCCAUCCCCUGCCCAGGUCUCGACUGACCCACAGGCCACCUCGCCGGAGGCCCCCGUCGUCAUCACACCGCCUCCUCCCCUCGCCAUCAACAUUCCCAGGUUCUAUUACCCUCGCGGUCUUCCCGCCACGGGCCCUCCGGCCGAUCACGAUGCUGCUAUCGCCACCGUUGAAGCGGCUUUCUCCGAGUUUGAAGAGGAGAAGGCCGACAUUUACGAGAUGGGAAAGGUCGCCAAGGCGUGCGAUUGUCCACUCUAUUGGAAGGCAGCCAUGUUCUACGGCGCCGGCGGCGAACGGACCGGCUUCGUGUCAGUUCACGCCUUCGUCGCCACCUGGAGGAAGUUGCUGAACGGUUGCCACGACGACGCCUCCAGGUUCAUCAACCUUCUCGCCAAACCCGGCUGUCACUACCUCGAGCAGGAGGACUUCAUUCCUCUUCUGCAGGACAUCGUGGACACGCACCCCGGACUCACCUUUCUGAAGGACGCGCCUGAGUUUCAUUCCCGCUACAUCACAACGGUGAUCCAGCGGAUCUUCUACGUGGUGAACCGCUCGUGGACGGGCCGCGUUUCCACGACAGAGCUACGGCGCAGCAACUUUUUGCAGACGCUGGCGCUGCUGGAGGAAGAGGACGACAUCAACCAGAUCACCGACUACUUCUCCUACGAGCACUUCUAUGUCAUCUACUGCAAGUUCUGGGAGCUGGACGGCGACCACGACCUGUACAUCGACCACAAGGACCUGGCGCGAUACAACGACCACGCGUCAUCCAACAGAAUCAUCGAGAGGUUGUUUUCGGGAGCUGUCACACGGGGCAACGCCGUGCAAAGGGAAGGACGCAUGAGCUACGCUGAGUUUGUCUGGUUUCUCAUAUCUGAAGAGGAUAAGAAAAAUCCCACCAGUAUAGAGUACUGGUUCCGCUGCAUGGACGUGGACGGCGAUGGAGUUUUGUCCAUGUUCGAGUUGGAGUACUUCUAUGAGGAACAGUGCGAACGAAUGGAGCGAAUGGGCAUCGAACCGCUGCCCUUCCAAGACUUACUGUGUCAAAUGCUGGACUUGGUCAAGCCGGAGAGUCCAGGCAAAAUAACACUGGGUGACCUAAAGCGCUGCCACAUGGCUCACAUCUUCUUCGACACCUUCUUCAACCUGGAGAAAUACUUGGACCAUGAACAGAGAGACCCCUUUGCUGUGCAGAAGGAUCUCGACAGCGACGGUCCAGAGCCAUCCGACUGGGAUAAAUACGCCUCUGAGGAGUACGAAAUCCUGGUAGCGGAGGAAACUGCCAAUGAACAGAUUCACGAAGGAUCAUUUGAGGACGACUACGAACUCGACGAUCUUCAGGUGCCGGCCGAGAUUGGGAAUAAAAUGGAAAAACUGGUCAUUUCGGAUCUGUCGGCGUGAAAAAGACAGUUGCCUUUUGAAAUGUUUUUGAAUAGAAAAACUCCAAAGAGAAGGACGUAACAGAGGAAAAAGGACAUCUGUUUUAUGAUGACGUUUUUUGAGGAGGCAAGAAUGGACUCAUGUGGACGUGAGUCUCACACGCAGAUGAGUCAGCCUUUGUUUGAUAAGCUCUUAGAAAAUCAUGAAGAGACACACACACACAAAAAAACUCCACAGGAAACAAAUGUAAUAGAUUUUUUGGAGGGGUUUUUUUAUCUGAUAAAACUUAGGACAAUCAUGAGCAAAGACAAUCACAUGACACUGAAAAGAAACACAAAGUUAUUUUUUUUUAAAUCUUUGAAAGUUUUGCGAACAUUACAUUUUUAAGGGAUCCGCAGAUAGAAGUACUUGCAGUUCUUAAAAGAUAAAUGUUACUACGAGUUCAAAUAAUUUGAUAUUGAAACCCCUCUUGAUGUUUUCGUUUUUAUACAAUUUGUAAAAUUAGUUUAACUAGUAGGUCGCCAUUGUUGUUGACGUCGCAGGGCGGUGACGUCAUAUGUUUACGUUGCCGGGCUUCCAGAGUCUGACUCUAGCGAUAUACAAAAGUCAUCUGUUUAACCCUUUCAAUUUAAACCCGAGAGGAACAUUAAUCAGCAUGACAGUACUGUCGAUAUUUCACAAAACGAGCUGCAAAAGCAAAUUGAACAGGAAAGACGGGAUGAGUGUUCUGCCAAAAUGUGCCACACAAAUGUGCGAAACAUGCUACAAGAGCAAAUUUGACAUACAAAGGAUCAUAUUGGUCUGAAUAUAAGACUGCCCUGAUUAUACGACGACCCCCUCUUUUUCAAGACUCAAGUUUGAAAAAAGGCUUUUUGAACACCAAAUUAAUUUUUAUGCAGAAAAUAAUUACAGUACAUCUGAAACAAAUGAUUAUGAUAUAUUUGAGAGAAAAAGCAUGUUAUUUUGCCUGAUUCAAAUCUUAAUAUCUGAACAUUUAACUAUGUAAUCUAAAGUGCAAUUACAUUCGUAAAUGAAUGGCUUCUGGUUUUUGAAAUGUAAAUGAACCAAUCUAUUGUGAUUAAAAAAAACAAAAUUGCAAUAACUGCAUUAACCAUCAAAGUGAACUCUAACUGUAACUGUAGACUUGAAACAAAUCUGAAUAAGGAAAAACAUUGCAAUAAAAUAAUGCAAACUGUUUAAACUAAAAAGAGUAGCUGUGAUCUGUCAUGACAGAACAUCGCUUGCUUCAAUGAUAUCUGGCGCCAUCUAGCGUUUUGAAUGGGGAGAUUAGCUGAGAUCUGUCAUGACAGAACAUCGAUUCAAUGAUAUCUGGCGCCAUCUAGCGUCGGGAAUGGGUAUAAUGUCUAGACCGCGAAUAUAAGACGACCCCCUCAAUUCAGUGUUAUUUCAAUGCAAAAAACACAGUCUUAUAUUCGGGCCAAUAAGGUACGACGACCGUGUGCUUUCACCUUGUUUUGUUUAGAUGCAUACAGACAGAACAUACUAAAGAUGCCUUAAGAAAAUACUAGUAAAAUCAAAUAAGGGUGGUUUAAAUAGGCUACGUGACUAAUGUGAUUAACAAUCUGCUUUAAAGCUACCACAAGAAAACACAAUGCUUAAAGGUAUGAGAGGGAAACACAUGCAAAAAGUAUUUUCGGGAUUGGUAUCAGUGGAACAAUAGUAGUAAUUAACAUUUUAACCUUCACUUGAACAGAACCAAGUUAACUCACCACCUAACCUGCAGUGCUGGCCAAAAGUAUUGGCACCCCUGCAAUUCUGUCAGAUGAUACUCAAUUUCUUCCAGAAAAUGAUUGCAAUUACAAAUGCUUUGGUAGUAAUAUCUUCAUUGAUUUUACUUGCAGUGAAAAAACAAAAAAGAGAAUGGGAAAAAAAAUAAAUCAAUAUCAUUUUACACAAAACUCCAAAAAUGGGCCGGACAAAAGUUUUGGCCCCCUUUGAAAAUUCGUGUGAUGCUUCUCUAACUUGUGUGAUUAAUAGCACUAGACAACAGAUGGUGGCAAUAACUAAAUCACACUUGCAGCCAGUUAAAAUGGAUUAAAGUUGACUCAACCUCUGUCCUGUGUGCUUGUGUGUACCACAUUGAGCAUGGAGAAAAGAAAGAAGACCAAAGACCUCUCUGAGGACUUCAGAAGCAAAAUUGUGAAGAAGCAUGGACAAUCUCAAGGCUACAAAUCCAUCUCCAAAGACCUGAAUGUUCCCGUGUCUACCGUGCGCAGUGUCAUCAAUAAGUGUAAAGCCCAUGGCACUGUGGCUAACCUCCCAAGAUGAGGACGGAAAAGAAAAAUUGAUGAGAGAUUGUGCGGAUGGUGGAUAAAGAACCUCGACUAACAUCCAAACAAGUUCAAGCUGUCCUGCAGUCCAAGGGUACAACAGUGUCAACCCAUACUAUCCGUCUGCGUCUGAAUGAAAAGGGACUCUAUGGUAGGAUACCCAGGAAGACCCCACUUCUGACCCAGAGACGUAUAAAAUUCAGGCUGGAGUUUGCUAAAACUGACCUGAAAAAGCCAAAAACGUUUUGGACGAAUUUUCUCUGGUCAGAUGACAACAGAGUUUACAGGGGAAAAAAACGAGGCCUUCAAAGAAAAGAACACGGUCCCCACAGUCAAACAUGGCGGAGGUUCCCUGAUGUUUCGGGGUUGCUUUGCUUCCUCUGGCACUGGACUGCUUGACCGUGUGCAUGUCAUUAUGAAGUCUGAAGACCAUCAAAUUUUCCAGCAUAAUGUUGGGCCCUGUGGGAGAAAGCUGUGUCUCUCUCAGAGGUUAUGGGUCUUCCAGCUGGACAAUGACCCAAAACACACUUAAAAAAGCACUACAAAAUGGUUUGAGAGCAAGCACUGGAGACUUCUAAAGUGGCCAGCAAUGAGUCCAGACCUGAAUCUUAUAGAACAUCUGUGGAGAGAUCUGAAAAUGGCAGUUUGGAGAAGGCACCCUUCAAAUCUCAGAGACCUGGAGGAGUUGGCCAAAGAAGAAUAGUCUAAAAUUCCAGCAGAGUAUUGUCAGAAACUCAUUGAUGGAUACCGGAAGCGGUUUUUCGCAGUUAUUUUGUCUAAAGGUUGUGCUACCAAGUAUUAGGCUGAGGGUGCCAAUACUUUUGUCCGGCCCAUUUUUGGAGUUUUGUGUAAAAUGAUAAUGAUUUCAUUUUUUUCCAUUCUCUUUUGUGCUUUUUAAUUGCAAGCGAAAUAAAUGAAAAUAAUACUACCAAAGCAUUUGUAAUUGCAAUCAUUUACUGGGAAAAAUUGAGCAUUAUCUGACAGAUUUGCAGGGGUGCCAAUACUUUUGGCCAGAAGUAGGCCCAUAGUAUAUGGUGCGCACUAGAAACUUUAUAUAGCAUUUAAGCUAGCGGACUUUUGCUCUGGAAGUUAGCCAAUUGUUCUUUUGUAAGAUCCGAAUUAAGAUUAUUUUUAAUAUCGUUUGAAGCUAACCUCAGGCGCGCAUCGGACACCAGCAGUUUCGGCGUGCUAAAAAUGAUAAUAUAGGAUUUAGUUGAGCUUUACUUCAAUGUUGGACUCAAGUAGCGCCUGAGCUUAGCCUGAAACGAUAUAAAUAAAUGAUGAUCUAAGUACAGCAGAAGAACAAUUGGUUAACUUGCAUAGCAAAAGCAUAGACAUCAUAAUUGUAUUGACGGGUCUAUUCGGCCAGCCACUGCACAACGCCUUCAAGCAGGGGGCCCAUCCCACAAUCCGCUUGAGUUAUUGGCAGUCGGUCGCAGCGACACAUGCACCGAUUCAACGCCGGAUUUAGGAUAAAAGUACGAAAGCUGUACCGCAUACAAACAGGAAGGAUUGUCUCAGGAGUGAUUUGUUCGAGGAUUCGAGGUAAUUAUAUUUUUCAUACCAUGCAUGCAUUUUGAAACGUCGUGGGGAAAAAAAUCAAUGGGAGAAAUUAGCCGCUUCGGCAUUGGCAUUAUAGUUCGCAAAAUUUACGUAAAAUAAAUGCUAACUGCCCAGUUCUUUGCUCUUUUAACCAAGAAUCGAGACUAUUUUACGUACAUAUCGAUAAAGAAUUCAGGGAUUUAACCAUUUAUUCACAAUAAUUUCAACGUAAAAAGCUCUUUAAUGUGGUAAGGCGGCGCCACUGUGACUUAAAGACGAGCAGCACAUUCGACAUAUUUACUUAAAAUAAAUGCUAACUGCCCGUUUUUUAUGCUUUUAACCAAGAAUCGAGACUGUUUUACAUCCAUAUCUAUAAAGAAUUGAGGGAUUUACGCAUUUAUUCACAAGAAUCUUUAACGGAAAAAGCUCUUUGUCUGUGUAUCCACUAGAGGAGUGAAAAAUUUCCGAUUCUUAGACUAUUCGUGAUUCGGCCGAGGAAGAUUCGAGAACGAUUCACAAAUAUCCAAAUUCCGAUUAUUGAAUUAUACCAGGUAAAGCGGAAGUAAAACACAGUCAGUGCGGUCUUUGGGACGCAAUGAGGAACGGACCGAGAGUAAAUAUCAUGUUCAACUCAUGCCACUAGAUAAAAAAACAAUCAUUCCUGACUGCAGCUGACAGCCGCUACAAACAACGCCCAGUUGCUAGUUGCUACAAACAUACGGCCACAGUAGAUAUCAUAUAUAUGUAGAACUAGAUGCAAAAUGACAGAUGACGUCAGUGUUAGAACAUGUAUUAUUGAACAGAGAUGCGAAAUGACAGACUUUCCGGCGUAAGUAAACAGCCGCCAUCUUAAAGCAGUAGACCUCUCUAGAAGGCUCUGUUGUAGCAAACCUAAUUAACUUUUUAUCUAAAAUACUCCUAAAUCGGCAGAAUCUUGUCUUGAAUCUAUCUUUAAAUGAUGAAAAAGUUUUAAAACUUUGACAAAAGUAGACAGAAGGGAAAUUGCUGAAUAAUGGGAGCAAUUUUACCAACUGUAACAGUUGAUUCACAACAUUAAAUUAAUUGAAUGUAGUUUAAAGCUGCUGAUACAGAAUGGGGACUGGAGUUUUUUAUUUACUGUUUUUUGCAUAUUUUUGCAUAUUUGUUUACUGUUAUAUGUUAACGUGAUACUGAAAUAGUAGUUUGGUUUAGCCUGAGAGGAUUUUUGAACAAUUUUGGAACUAAUGUACAAAAUAUUUAAAAAAAAAAAAAAAAAUUUUUUAAAGGGGGGGGUGCAUCAAUAAUCAUUUUAUAAUCGAAUUGGAGCCUCUGAAUCGUAAUCGUAAUCGAAUCAUUAGGUGCCCAAUGAUUCCUAGCUCUAGUACACACUUGGUCAGCUUUGACGGAGAUAGGCCCACUAUUAUUUGGCCCCGCGCCCCAUGUCCUUUCAAUACCAUUAUGAAGUCUAUGGCAAAAGUCCGCUAGCUUAAAUGCUAUGUAAUGCUAAUGUUAACCAGAUUGUGUCUGGUGCCCACUACAAAAAAAUCUGGUGUGCACCACAAACUAUCUUGUGCACGGCAGAUGGUUUAAAUUUAUUUUAUUUCUGUCGAUGUCCCUUUGGGGGCGCCGUAGCAAAAUUUUAAUUUAUUUGUGCAAGAUUUGUCAUGAUAUUUUUGAUUUUGAUUUUUUUUAAGAAAAAUUAGAAAAAACAUUGUGCUCCUAAAAUUUUGGGAUUUUUUUCCUGAGUAUUUUUGGAGUUUGGAAAGUUACUAGAAAAAAAAUUGGAAAAUUAUAGUAAAGCUUUUUUUUGUGUGUGUAACCACAUUUUUUUUUUUUUUUUUUUUUUUUUUU
Corythoichthys intestinalis (scribbled pipefish) is the source of this 10419-nucleotide messenger RNA. It is a transcript of the gene ppp2r3a, whose product is annotated as protein phosphatase 2, regulatory subunit B'', alpha. Gene Ontology annotation, molecular function: protein phosphatase regulator activity; calcium ion binding. The transcript is spliced from 13 exons. The coding region runs from base 848 to 4777 and encodes 1309 amino acids. Lineage: Eukaryota; Metazoa; Chordata; Actinopteri; Syngnathiformes; Syngnathidae. Gene Ontology annotation, biological process: protein dephosphorylation. The record is from RefSeq and is a predicted model, not a curated record. Gene Ontology annotation, cellular component: protein phosphatase type 2A complex.